Phascolarctos cinereus (koala) is the source of this 1244-nucleotide messenger RNA. NCBI's taxonomy places the organism in Eukaryota, Metazoa, Chordata, Mammalia, Diprotodontia, Phascolarctidae. The record is from RefSeq and is a predicted model, not a curated record.
GUGUGACGUUGAGAACCAUCUUCGACUCUUCUAAUGACCUUUCUAUUCAAAAUUAUAUUAUCCAAUAGAGAAUCAUGAUGAUGAUUAAGCAUUAAGUCUAGAGAGGAAUCAUCUGGUUAAAAACAGGCUGGUUACACGCAUUCGGCUGAGUUUGGUUCAGUCUCUGAAUUUACUCAGCCUCUAGAGAUUUCUCCUAAAAUGUCCGCAUGUUUUGCUUCUUGUUGCUGCUACGCCUAUACAAGUAUCCAGGUGAAAAGAAUGGAAGAGAACCAGAUGAUGCUGAACUGGUGAGGCUCAGCAAGAGGCUGGUGGAGAAUGCUGUCCUCAAGGCUGUGCAGCAGUAUUUAGAAGAAACACAAAACAAAACUAGGCAGGUGGAUGGAAGCCCUGUGAAAACUGAAGAGCCCGUGCACUCAGACAGAAAUGACAGUGAUAAUAACAGGAAAUGAGAACUGACCAUCGCUUACAUCUCCCAGCUUUGAUUCAUGAAGUUGCGUUGACUGACUUGCCUGAUACUGGCUGUCAAAGUGUGUCUCAUUGAGAUGCGGCUCCUGUCUUAGUAUACUGUCCUAGCAGAGGUGUCUGCAAUUCUUAUAAACAAAUAGAAUGCUGGGAAUAAGGGGACAUGAAGCUAUGAAAAAGGAGAGACUUGAGUUCUGCCUACCCGUGUUUGCUAGAAUGCCUUUGUGUGACGAAAAAGGUGGAUGAGACUUUUGUCCAUGCCAUGAACGCUACAUUUAUUGCCAUGGAAGAAGCCUUGCCAUAAGUGGAAAUAAUGCCAUCUGCCUUGCUGAACAGCAGGGUUUUUUGACUGCUUGUUCUGCGGCCAAAAAUCGCAAAUUCUGCCAUUACAAAGCCAACUAGUGCUAAGUUAGUCAUGGCCAUUAUGGAAGUGAUCACCAUCAGUACAACUGACCUGUAUAUAAUGUUUCUGACGUUUUUCUGAUCAUCUUGCCUCCCUGCCAUUACUGUUAUUUACAGUAAGAGAAACAUGUAAAUUCUAUUUUUUCACAUAAUGUUACCUUUUUCUAUAAGAUAUGGACUGUUUUAAAGGCUUUUAAAAUUUCAGUUUUGAUAAGUUAGUGUGCUGUAUUUUUAUGUUUUUCAUUGACAUUCACUAAAUGCAAAAAUAUGUGAUUUUUUCCCCCCUAUAGGCAAGAAACCUGUCAUAAUCAUGGACUUAAUUAAGGAAGCUUUGCUUGGAGAAAGGAUGGGUGUGUUGUCCAAAGUCAAACAGAUAAAGG